AUGCAAUGGCACGCCCUCUGGUGUCAUACUCAACCUAGGGACAGUGUUCGAAGCGUGGUACAAAAGCGGACCGUGGCGUUCGGCGCGCGUCAAUCCUCCACGCUCGCCCGUGUUUUAGUUCGGCAUGAUUGUGAGACUAGUGGCAAUUCUCUCGGCGCGGUUUCGACUGGUAAUUUCCCGACUCUCUUGCACUACGAGGAGGAUGCCGUAGGAGGUGUAGCAGAAGGCCUGGCCAUCACCUUGAUUCUGGCCGGCGCCAUCGUCAGUGGCUGCCGUUCCUCGGCGCGCUUCACCGCUCUUAGGACACUGACAAGCUCGCUCGUCGGCUCGUUAUUAACUUCGGCCUCUGGUGACGGAUCCAGGGGAGGCGACGAUGAGCCUCCGCCGAUCAUUGAACAUCACCCGAACUGUCCGAGGACCGGCGGUGCCGCGGUCGGCCCAGCAUUCCUGGUGAAGAUCACGGGGCCAAGAGCCACCAUAAACGCGGCUGGCAGCGGAUAA
This is a messenger RNA of Colletotrichum orchidophilum, 501 nucleotides long. RefSeq lists its product as uncharacterized. Bases 1 to 501 code for a protein of 166 amino acids. The transcript has 2 exons. The record is from RefSeq and is a predicted model, not a curated record. Lineage: Eukaryota; Fungi; Ascomycota; Sordariomycetes; Glomerellales; Glomerellaceae.